Aspergillus pseudonomiae is the source of this 1122-nucleotide messenger RNA. RefSeq names its product glutathione-independent formaldehyde dehydrogenase. The transcript is spliced from 2 exons. The record is from RefSeq and is a predicted model, not a curated record. Gene Ontology annotation, molecular function: zinc ion binding; oxidoreductase activity. Lineage: Eukaryota; Fungi; Ascomycota; Eurotiomycetes; Eurotiales; Aspergillaceae. Bases 1 to 1122 code for a protein of 373 amino acids.
AUGGCGCUCACCAACGUAUCUGCUAUCAAUGCAACGAUGCGAGCUGUUGUCUGGCAAGGAGAUGCAUAUAAUGUUGCUGUGGUGGACCUGCCAAAGCCUACUAUCAUAAACCAGACAGAUGUCAUUGUUCGGAUGUCUAGAGCAGCUAUUUGCGGAUCCGACCUGCAUAUCUAUCGAGGAACAAACCAAGGAAUGCCAGCUCCAUUUGGGCUGGGACACGAGGGCUUUGGCUAUGUAUCUGAGGUGGGAUCUGGUGUUGACUCACUCAAGAUUGGGGAUCCAGUGAUUGUCCCUUUCACCGUUGAUGAAGGGCAUCUGCACACCGAGCUCACCACACAGAUGUACGGCGGCUACGGGAAUGGAGGCAGUCUCGGUGGUACGCAGGUUCCAACCCUCGAAUACACCGACCCAAGCACCAAUGAUUCUGUUUCACUGCUGAACGAUUAUGUUAUGCUAUCCGAUAUAUUUGGUACCGGUUGGGCAUCUCUGGACUUCGCAGGGUUCGACGCAGGUGACACGGUCGCUGUAUUUGGGGCUGGGCCUGUUGGACUGAUGGCUGCAUACUCAGCCAUCUUGCGAGGUGCAUCUACUGUCUACAGUGUUGACUACGUGCCCGAGCGACUGCAGCUUGCCGAAUCUAUCGGAGCUAUCCCUAUCAAUUUCCGGAACGCCGACCCAGUGGAACAGAUAUUAGCACUGGAGCCGAACGGAGUUGCUCGGAGCAUCGACGCGGUUGGAUAUGAGCAGGUGAACAGAAAUCUCACCGUACAGUCGGACGUCAUCAUCCGUAACAUGCUGGCUGUCACUGCCACCGGAGGUGGAAUGGGCACAGUCGGGGUUUACUCGCACGAAUCCAACAAUACCUCAACUGCGCCUCGUGCCUCGACCGUCCAUACUCAUGUCGAUUUCCCACUCGCCGAAUUCUUCUACGGAGAGUUCACUUGGGGGGCUGGACCAUCGAAGCCAAUCGAACUUGCGCCUGAGCUUCUGCACCUUGUCACGUCCGGCAAAGCGAGACCGGGGUUUAUAGUGAGCGAUGUCAUCAACAUUGAGGACGCUCCGGAGGCAUACGCCAGGUUUGAAAGACAUAAUGCCACCAAGGUCAUCAUCACUUUUGACUAA